GAGAGAGAGCGUUCAUCUCUCCAGACUCCCCCUCCCGUCUCUCCGCCAGCUGCUGCUGACUGGAGGUGCAGCGGUGUUUCUCUGCGUUACCGCACUAUCUGCUCCGAUCUGCUGCUGAUCUGCGUGCUGGUGCGUGUCCGCUGCGCCGUCUGCUUUGAGCCAGGAAGCUUGGGGAGUGGAGCUAUUCCGAGAGGUCCGUUACUCGGAGAGGAACGCAGCGACUUCUCUGGUGCUCUGCAUGAAGCUGCGGUUCCGUUAGGGGAGGUGGGUAGGAAGUUCCACCAGACGGUGAAAGAUGGAGUUUCCCGAUGACCUUUUAGGAAUGGCCGACCUGCAGAUCAUCAAUGACUCAUUCAAUGACUCAUUUUUCGACAACAUCAGCGUUCCCUACAACGAGACCGAUGGCCUUCUGCCAACGGGGGUGAAGGUCACCAUAGUGGUCGUCUAUAUGAUUGUCUGUGUCAUUGGCCUUGUGGGGAAUUUCCUGGUCAUGUAUGUCAUCAUAAGGUACACAAAGAUGAAAACAGCCACCAACAUUUACAUCUUUAAUCUGGCUCUGGCGGACUCGCUGUUCCUGGCCACUUUGCCUUUUCAGGGCACGGAUGUGUUCCUGGGCUUCUGGCCGUUUGGGAACGCCUUGUGUAAGACGGUGGUGUCCAUCGACUACUACAACAUGUUUACCAGCACCUUCACCCUGACGGUGAUGAGCAUGGACAGAUAUGUGGCUGUCUGUCACCCUGUCAAAGCGCUGGACAUGAGGACACCUCACAAGGCCAAAUUCGGUGUUCCUGCCAUGGUCAUGGGAAACGUGGAGGAGGAACAAGAGCACAACAGUGAGCAUGACACACUCCGAUUCACACUUGCCUCUGAUCCAGCUCAUCACCUGAGGCUGCACCUGGGAAGAGCCCUAUUUCAGUUUAUUUAUAUACAUAUAUUGUUUUAGAGGCAGCAGGAUCUCAGGAGGUAGAGCGAGUUGUCCAGGUUGCAGGUUCGAUCCUGGUUCUGCUGUUGUGUCCUUGGGCAAGACACCUAACCCACCUUGCCUUCUGGUUGUCGAAGGGACCGGCGGCGCCUGAGGGCCUCGCCUCUGUCAGUGCCCCCCAGGGCUGCUCAGCAUUAAUGAGCACACCCUCUAUAAAGAGUAUGCAUUUAUUCAGCAGCUCAGUGAACAAAAGAACCAUUCCCAGAAUUUUCCCAAGGCUGUGUUUAACACGUCUUUAGCUCCAUAACGUGAAACUGGGUUCAUAAAAUAACCACAAAAUCUUCAGUUUUCAUUCACUUGGUUUAAGCAAAAAAUGAGUACACCCCCCAAAACACAAAGCUGAUGUGUGUUCUGUCAGAUCCCACGGACACGGGCCGGACCGGGUUCUGUAGCUCACAUGUGGUCAGGAUCAGGGUUGUUUUACGGGUCUGCUGCUGAAUAAGACGCCUGAACGGGCUGUUCUGGAGACCCGUUUUCUUGCCUGAGUCUGUGUGCUCUAGAGCCACAGAGGUGAUGGAUUAAGUCAGACAGCAAAUCCCGUCCUGAGUUAUUAAUCAGCUUUUAGAGUUCAGAGCUGCAGCUCGGUGGUUUCCUCUGGGCUCUAAACAGUAAAACAGCAUUAAUGUUAUAUCAAGUAUUCUGAUUCGUUGUGUUUUUAAUCGCCUUUUCAAAUGAACUAUCUUUACGCGUCAUGUUUAAUUAUCUGGCUGUUAUUUAUUUGUUUAUUAUUUAUUUUAUGUUUAUCAUCUAGAACUAGCCUUCCCAUUCUCCUCUGACCUCUGGGACCAACCACCACAUUCAGACCCCCUUAGAGGUCCUUUCUUCUCUCCUCUGAUGCUCAGUUUGAACUCCUGAAUGUCGCCUAGAUGAACUUACACAGUCCAACUUGUUUGACUGUAAACUUUUUAAAGAGGCAGCAAGCUGAUUGGUUCCCUGAGUUUGUGAGUUUGUAAAGUUUUCGGUCACAUUGCCACUGGUCCCAGCUCUCCUGUAAUGUUUGCAGCUGUCCACCUCACACUUCUAAAUAUGGUCAUCUUCCACAAACACGGACAGAAAAAGGUGCUUGA
This is a messenger RNA of Nothobranchius furzeri (turquoise killifish), 2049 nucleotides long. Lineage: Eukaryota; Metazoa; Chordata; Actinopteri; Cyprinodontiformes; Nothobranchiidae. The record is from RefSeq and is a predicted model, not a curated record.